AUCUCUUCCAUAAACAACAACAACAAGAACAAUUUCCUAUCAUUCAUUUCCACAUCUCAAAAAGUAUAUUACUUGUAUCAAAAAAAUAUAAACCAAUUUGAACUUGUUAAAAAUAUUGACUUUUUAGAUACAAGUGAUAAACAAAAAGGAAAAAUGGAUCAAAUGAGUACUGAUCAAAGUUUGCAACAAAUCGGUGUCAAGAGACCAAGAACCAAGAUUGUUUGCACACUUGGACCGGCUUCAAGAUCUGUUCCAAUGGUGGAGAAGCUUUUGAAAGCUGGAAUGAACGUUGCAAGGUUUAACUUUUCACAUGGGUCAUAUGAGUAUCAUCAAGAAACACUUGAUAAUUUGAGGACUGCUAUGGAUAAUACGGGUAUUCUUUGUGCCGUUAUGCUUGAUACCAAAGGUCCAGAGAUCAGAACUGGUUUUCUGAAAGACAGCAAGCCCAUCCAACUGAAGCAGGGUCAAGAAAUCACCAUCUCUACAGAUUAUGAGAUUAAAGGUGACAUCGAGACGAUUUGCAUGAGCUACAAAAAAUUAGCCUAUGAUGUGAAACCAGGGAGUGUGAUAUUGUGCGCAGAUGGUACCAUUUCAUUUAGUGUUCUUUCUUGCGACACUGAAAAGGGGUUGGUUCGUUGUCGCUGUGAGAAUACUGCAGUUCUUGGUGAGAGAAAGAAUGUCAAUCUUCCGGGAGUGAUUGUUGACUUGCCAACUUUGACUGAGAAAGACAAAGAAGAUAUACUCACAUGGGGUGUUCCUAACAAGAUUGAUAUGAUUGCUUUGUCUUUUGUUCGCAAAGGUUCUGAUUUGAUUGAGGUUCGAAAGUUGUUGGGUGAGCACGCAAAGAACAUCCUUCUUAUGUCCAAGGUUGAGAAUCAAGAAGGGGUUGCUAACUUUGAUGAAAUCCUAGCCAACUCCGACGCCUUUAUGGUGGCGCGUGGUGACUUGGGAAUGGAAAUACCAAUCGAAAAGAUAUUCUUAGCCCAAAAGGUCAUGAUCUACAAGUGCAACAUCCAAGGUAAGCCGGUGGUAACCGCAACUCAGAUGUUGGAGUCAAUGAUCAAAUCUCCAAGGCCAACUCGAGCGGAAGCAACAGACGUUGCCAACGCGGUUCUAGAUGGCACAGAUUGUGUCAUGCUUAGUGGUGAGACCGCAGCUGGAGCCUACCCAGAACUAGCAGUCCUAACCAUGGCCAGGAUUUGCAUUGAAGCAGAAAACACAAUCAAUUAUUCAGAUGUUUUCAAAAGAAUAGCAGCAAAUGCACCCAUACCCAUGAGCCCACUCGAAAGUUUAGCCUCUGCUGCAGUUAGAACUGCAAACUCAUCCCGAGCCACCAUCAUUGUGGUCCUAACUAGAGGAGGAAGCACUGCCAAAUUGGUGGCUAAGUACAGACCUGGCAUGCCCAUACUCUCGGUUGUGGUUCCUGAAAUCCAGACCGAUUCUUUUGAUUGGUCUUGCAGUGAUGAAACCCCAGCAAGGCAUAGUUUAAUCUUUAGAGGUUUGGUUCCGGUUUUAUCUGCCGGGUCUGCUAGGGCUUCUCAUGCCGAGUCAACCGAAGAAGUGUUGGGGUUUGCCUUGCAACAUGCCAAAGUUAAGGGACUCUGCAAAGAGGGUGAUGCAGUUGUGGUUCUACACCGGGUUGGAGCUGCAUCUAUUAUCAAGAUUGUGAAUGUCAAGUAAUCAUUUCUUUGAGCACAAAGGCGAGACAUCCCUGUGGGUCUUUACAAUUGGUUCCAUGUAUUUUUUUGCCCGUUUUGUCGGCAUGUAUGAUUUCAGUAAACUAUUUUCAAUGGUUCCACCACUGAUAAACUGAAUUUCCGUGUAUUCUGUUAUAAACUACAGUAUUUUGUUAUAUAAAACUAGAGUUGGCAAGAUUAUGCCGACUGUUUGGUUCCA
Messenger RNA from Erigeron canadensis, 1896 nucleotides. RefSeq names its product pyruvate kinase, cytosolic isozyme-like. Gene Ontology annotation, biological process: glycolytic process. Lineage: Eukaryota; Viridiplantae; Streptophyta; Magnoliopsida; Asterales; Asteraceae. The transcript has 3 exons. Gene Ontology annotation, molecular function: potassium ion binding; magnesium ion binding; pyruvate kinase activity. Gene Ontology annotation, cellular component: cytoplasm. Bases 154 to 1680 code for a protein of 508 amino acids. The record is from RefSeq and is a predicted model, not a curated record.